Ruditapes philippinarum (Manila clam) is the source of this 2409-nucleotide messenger RNA. RefSeq names its product histone acetyltransferase KAT8-like. The transcript is spliced from 10 exons. NCBI's taxonomy places the organism in Eukaryota, Metazoa, Mollusca, Bivalvia, Venerida, Veneridae. Gene Ontology annotation, molecular function: histone acetyltransferase activity. The record is from RefSeq and is a predicted model, not a curated record. The coding region runs from base 124 to 1365 and encodes 413 amino acids. Gene Ontology annotation, biological process: regulation of DNA-templated transcription.
UUUUUCGCAUAAUAUCAGGAAACCAGUCAACCGGAAAUGAAGAAAUAUUCCAAAACAACGAUAAUUCUUUGUCUUUGUGUUUAAUUUUCCCGUGUAUUUUCAAGUCGUUGCAAAUAUUUUAAUAUGAAAUCAGGCGACCCAGAAGUUGUCCUUGAAAUUGGAGAUCAUUAUCUAGUCCGACGAAAUGAUAAAACAUGGCAUGCUGCUGAAAUAAUACAGACACGUGCCAAAGAGACAUCUGGAAAUGAAUAUUAUGUCCAUUAUGAAGGCUUUAACCGCAGACUUGAUGAGUGGGUUGAUUUGGACAGAUUUGAUUUGACCAAUAAAAUUGAAGACCAGCAGAGUAAGAUAAAGGAUGUUACUGUAAUGAUGACAGAUCUCAGUGAUGGCACUGAUAGAAAACUUACACGUAAUCAGAAACGUAAACAUGAUGAAAUUAAUCAUGUACAGAAGACAUAUGCUGAGAUGGAUCCUACUACAGCAGCAUUAGAAAAGGAGCAUGAGGCAAUAACAAAAGUAAAGUACAUAGAUAAGAUUCAGAUAGGGAAGUAUGAGAUAGACACAUGGUAUUUCUCACCUUAUCCUGAGGAAUAUGGCAAACAACCAAAACUCUUUAUCUGUGAAUAUUGUCUUAAAUAUAUGAAGCUAGAGAAAACAUUCAGAUAUCAUCAGAGUCAGUGUGUAUACAGAUUUCCUCCAGGCAAGGAGAUUUACAGGAAGGGAACUUUGUCUUUGUUUGAAGUUGAUGGAAAAGAUAGUAAAAUUUAUUGCCAGAACCUAUGUUUACUAGCCAAGUUAUUUUUGGAUCACAAGACACUAUACUUUGAUGUGGAACCUUUCUUGUUUUAUAUCCUGACAGAGGUUGAUAGACAUGGUUGUCAUCUUGUUGGAUACUUCUCUAAGGAGAAGGAAUCACCAGAUGGUAACAAUGUAGCUUGUAUCCUAACAUUACCACCAUUCCAGAGGAAAGGAUAUGGAAAAUUCCUCAUAGCUUUCAGUUAUGAGUUAUCAAAGUUGGAUUGUACAGUUGGUUCCCCAGAAAAACCUUUAUCUGAUCUCGGUAAACUAAGCUACAGGAGUUACUGGUCCUGGGUACUCCUUGAAAUACUACGAGACUUCAGAGGAACUCUCUCAAUUAAAGACUUGAGUGAAAUGACAAGCAUCACCCAAAAUGAUAUAAUCAGCACACUACAGUCUCUCAACAUGGUUAAGUACUGGAAGGGUCAGCAUGUAAUCUGUGUCACUCCAAAGCUUGUUGAGGAACAUUUAAAGAGUUCGCAAUACAAACGUCCCAUACUAACUGUAGACACAGCAUGUGUCAGAUGGGAGCCACCACGUAAACAGCAUAAAAUGAAGAAAACCUGAAAGUCUACGGAAGUUAACUGGCAAUAACUUACAGUUAUAAGAAUCUUUAUUCUAUCAGUAGAGAUGAGUAAAUGAGUGACAGUACUGAGAGAUGAUGGCAGCAAUAAGAAUAUGUGUCUAUACAUCACUUAAUGACAGUCUUUAUCUUUUAUACUGACUCGUGAAAUACUUGGUUUUAUCCUUAAAAUAAAAUCCAUAUCACUUGUAGUAUUUCUCUUUCACUGUGACUGAUAACAGCUUUGCUGGAGUUUUUUGGUGUAUGUUUUUGGAAAUUUGUAAAUUUACAUAAAUUUAUUUGUUUUUGUUUAUUUCUUGAUUUAAAUAUCUGUAUUUUUUUCUUGAAAAAGAAUGCAUGAAUAAUGACUUUAAAAGUGAAUUAUUACUUUUGUUUGUGUAGUGUUCCUGUAGCUGUUAAAAGGUUGACAUUAUCUUCUUUAUAUGCAUCUGUUUCAUUGCUUUAAAUAAGAAAACAAUGUUAUAUUCUUUAAAUGCUUUUGAUUUAACAUUAAAAUGGUUCUUUAGAAUGUUGCCUUAUGUAAGUUGAUUGUAUGAAUGUUAAAAAUUACAAUUCAGUGUUCAGUCUAGACUGUGCCAUUGCCCUUUUUGCACUUCAAAUAUAUAAACAUUUGAAUAUCACAAAUUUUCUUUCAGUUAUAUGAGCCACGUCACGACAAAACCAACAUAAUGGGUUUGUGACCAGCAUGAAUCCAGACCAGCCUGCGCAUCUGCGCAGUCUGAUCAGGAUCCAUACUGUUCGCUUACAAACUCUAUAACAAGUAGAAAAACUGAUAGCGACAGCAUGGAUCCUGAUCAGACUGCGCGGAUGCGCAGGCUGGUCUGGAUUCAUGCUGGUCGCAAACCCAUUAUGUUGGUUUUGUCGUGACGCUGCUUAUAUGUCUGAUUCCCAAAUUGUGGGCCUGAACAAAGCUGGAUUAAACAAUGAUGCAUGUUUUAACAUGUAUUGAAAUCAGUCGGCAAGCAGCAGUUGUUAGUUGAAAUUUGAGAUCUGACUGUAUUAAGUUAGGACAAGGUUAGCUUUUAAAA